UUUGGAUUACAUCUCUAGAUAAAUUCUAUUAGCUGUAUGUCUAGCUUUAACUAUUUGGAAAUGGAUACAGGACUUCAACCUCUUGAUGAUAUUCUGAAAGACAAAGAAAAGGAGAUCACAAAAUUAAAGAAAAAUUUGAAAGAACUAAAUGAAAAUUUGAUUAGAGCAGCAGAAGCGGGAAAUGUACUCCUGGAAGAGAAAUCCAAUCUUGAAGAAAUGCUGGACAAUAUACAGAGAGAAAAUGGAAAAAUUGUUGAAGACUAUGAACAGGAAAAAUAUUCUUUGGAAAAUAAACUUGAGGUGAUGACAAAGAUGAAAGCUCAAGUUGAAUCUAAUCUUCAAGAAGAGACGAACAGGUGGAAGACAGAAUUUCAAAGGUUGGAACAGCAAUUUAGGAAGAAACAUUCUGAUGAAAUCGUUAUGAUCAAAUCACGGCUUGAUGAUACUGCUAGUCAACUACAGCAAGAAAAACUGAUGAACUCUCAACGUCUUUCUACAAUUGAAUUGAAAGAAUCGCAAAUCGAAAAAUUGCAGAAAGAACUUAAGCAAAUGCAAACUAGCUUGAAUGACACGUUAUCUAGUGAAGUUGCAGAAUUAUCGAAUGAUAAUUAUGAACUAAAAUUGCAAGUUCAAGAAUUGGAAAUGAAUGAACAUGAACUAUCACAAACUGUUCAGCAACUGAAAGAAAUGAUGGAAAUUGCAAAAAAUAAUGAAGACAAUCUUAGACAAGCAAAAGAAGAUGCUGAAAGAGAAACAUCGAGUUAUUAUAAUAAUUUAGAGUUAUGCAGAGAAGAAUGUCGUGAGUUACAAGCUGAAUUAAACAUACUUAAACUUCAACCUAAUGACCCAAAUAGUAGAGGAAAUUCAUUGUUUGCAGAAGUGGAAGACAAAAGGGUACAAGCAGAAAAGAAUUUAAUUAGUAUGAAGUCAAAAUACAACUGUAUGCUGAGACAAAGUGAUCAAUUAAAGCAUUAUACAAUGAAAUUAAAGAUGCAAAUUUCAGCUCUGCUUGAAACUCGGUCACGCACAAUUGACCAGCAACAUGUUAGAUCUUUGGAAGAAUCAUUAUCAGCUGCUCGGAAUGAUAAUGCCAAACUUGUGCAAAAAUUAAAGGCUUUUCAAGAUAAGUUAACGAGAAGAGGAGAUGAUCUUAUUUCCGGCAGCAGUUCAAGCACAGGAGGUCAAACUGGUAUGGUUCAGUUUUUCAAGAAUGAACUGAAAGAGAAAAAUUCGGAAUUAGAACGAAUCACAGAAGAGCUGCGGUUAAAUGAAUUAUACCUUCGAAUGGAAUCGAAAAAAGUUACCUCAUUGCAACAUGAUUUGUAUGAACAAGGAAAACUUCUUGAUGUUGCUAAAUCUGCAAGAUUUAAACUACAAGUGGAGAUUGAUAGAUUGAAAAUGAAAUGUGGCGAAGAUGUGAAAGUGAAGGCUUAUCAACAUAAAUGGAAGUCGGAAAAAAUAUUUCCAAAAGAAUCAGAGAAAGUUUCAGAUAAAUCUCCUGAGCAUACAGAAAAUGACAAAGAAAAUGAAGAACCUUUAUCAACCAAAAUCAGUUGCGACAAGACUUCACCAAAAAAUUUUAUUGAGGAUAAAAACAGUUUUGAACAAUCUCGCAACGAACCUCAAAAAUCUGGUUCUGUCAGAAAGCCACUUGCUGAAAAAGAGGUUUCAAAUGAGCAAUAUAACAUUGUUAAUGAUAAAAAUGAUAAAGUAUCAAUUAAGACUGAAUAUGUAUAUUCUGAUCAUGUAAGUUCUGACACAUCUGGAGAAGUAGAUGUUAAAAAAGAAGUUGGUGUUUCCGAAGAAGCAGUACCGUCAGCAAAAAUAGAUUCAUCUGGAAAAAUUGAUAUAAAUAACCUUGACGCUGGUAAUGUAACUACUGCUGCAGAUUGCAAACAACAGUGAUGCGUUUUCGAUGUAAUAGCAUCUUUUUCAUAAUUUUUUCAUAAAUGUAAAGACUAACAUUUAAAAUGUAAUAAUAUUAGUGGAUUAGACUUGUUUAUUGGUCGCAAAGUGGACCACAGAUAGUGUGGUUGGGGAUAGUGAAAAUAUAGCUAUUACAGCCAACUGAGGCAUAGGUUCUCAAAGUGCUCCUUACGGAUCUCCAGGGCAUCGUGAGAAAAACCCAGGGGUUCCACGAGCUAUUCCUUAUUCAAAUACUGACUUCGCUAAUUUUGCAACUGUCCAAAGAAGCAAUAAACGCUUUGAAAAGAUUGACCUCUGUAGCGUCCAAAUUUAAGUAUGACAUCUAUAAGUUAUAAUAAAUAAUUUAUUUUUAUAAAUUUAUUGUUGGGCCCAUGCAUAUAACAUUUAACUUCUUCACAGGCUCCUUAAUAUACUAAUUGAUUUAAAAUUUUCAGUACUUGGAGAUAGAAAAAGUUGCAGGAGGCUAUCGCUUUUAUUUUCAAAUCAUGGGAGCUGAUAUAUCGCCCACAAUUUUGCUAUUUUAUUUUAAUCUAUGGGAACACCUUAUUCUGUCACUCUUGUCCUAUACUAGGUGCAAAGUAAUAAUCGGGAAGCACCAAAUUUUUUCCGGGGAGAAUCCAUAGUUGGAAACACUGCUUUGGCGUAUGGGUGCGUAUAGCAAGCUUUCGUGUCAAUAUAUUUGUGCUUGAAUCUCCACAACUAUUUUGCGACUUCGGAGGUACAUGGAUGUGGAAUCUAUACAUGACUAUUUAAAAUUGAAAUAUAUAUAUCUGUUAGGUUAUCG
Styela clava is the source of this 2710-nucleotide messenger RNA. RefSeq names its product protein Spindly-like. Gene Ontology annotation, biological process: establishment of mitotic spindle orientation; protein localization to kinetochore; mitotic metaphase chromosome alignment. Gene Ontology annotation, molecular function: kinetochore binding. The record is from RefSeq and is a predicted model, not a curated record. NCBI's taxonomy places the organism in Eukaryota, Metazoa, Chordata, Ascidiacea, Stolidobranchia, Styelidae. Gene Ontology annotation, cellular component: outer kinetochore; spindle pole.